This is a messenger RNA of Drosophila erecta, 897 nucleotides long. RefSeq lists its product as uncharacterized. The coding region runs from base 1 to 897 and encodes 298 amino acids. The record is from RefSeq and is a predicted model, not a curated record. The transcript has 3 exons. NCBI's taxonomy places the organism in Eukaryota, Metazoa, Arthropoda, Insecta, Diptera, Drosophilidae.
AUGUCCAGCAGUCACUCCGGAACCAUUGGACGUAAACGCGUGGGCAGCGGCAGUGCGGCCGGCAGUGAAUAUUACUACGCUUCCGGCGGACUUGGCGGACUUGGUGGAUCCGUGAACGGCGGCGGUACCGGCGGCGGGGAGCAACUGCGUCGACAGCGUUCCGCCGAGUGGCACAGUCACGGUCGUCACGGUCACGGCCACGGUCAUGGCCUAGGUCAUGGACUGGGUCAUGCCAUGGGUCACGGCUAUGGAAGCAGCAGCGAGGAUGAGUACCAGAACACCGGACAGUCGACGGCCUUCGACACCCAGCUGCUCGCCCAGCUGCUGCUGCAGAGUCAGCAAUUGGCAAGCAUGGAGCAUUAUAACUCAGACUGUGAGCCGGACUACUUGAGGCAACGCGAUCGCCACCAGGAGGACACGCCCCUGGCCGAUGGCCCGCCCACCGUGGCCACCGCCCCCGAGGUGACCUAUGCGCAGCCGCACCAGCAGCGCUCCACGGUGGCGGGGUCACCACUGAAGGUGUCCACCGUUUCGGCGGGCAAAUACCAAUCGAACGCCAAUCUGGGCCUCUUUCCCAACAGCAGCAGCAGUGGCGGCAGUAGUGUGCAGAAUGGCGUCACCGUCCACACGCCGCGCAGCACAAACCCCUUCCUCAACGGCUCCACCAACAGCGGCGGGGAGUCGGAGGAGCCGCCGCCGGAACCGGCGCCACCAGAAAUCCCGCCGCGCACCCAAUCCCUACUCAUGUCCCUUCGCAAGCACUCCGACUACAAGCUGAAGUACGAGGAGAAGGGCGACCAGAAGCACGAGGAGUUCAUCCCCACCAGUCAGCUGCAGAAGGGUGAGUUCAGCUCCAAAAGGCCCAAAGCUGCAGGUGCCCACCUAAAUAUCACUUAA